This is a messenger RNA of Penicillium chermesinum, 504 nucleotides long. RefSeq lists its product as uncharacterized. The transcript has a single exon. NCBI's taxonomy places the organism in Eukaryota, Fungi, Ascomycota, Eurotiomycetes, Eurotiales, Aspergillaceae. Bases 1 to 504 code for a protein of 167 amino acids. The record is from RefSeq and is a predicted model, not a curated record.
AUGCAAGCGACCAGAACCAUCGCACGCAGUCUAUCUCCAAGCUUGAACUACAAUCGAAAGAAACAGCUGCGUGUCGUCAAUGUUACUCCUCCGGUUAUCACACCUCGUCCUCAGCCUGUCGAUCCAGAUCAGCUCGCGUAUCGAUUAUGCGAGCUGUCGUUGAAGAAGAUGCAGAAGGAAGCCAGCGCCUCCGAACCAGAUAUAAGACAUGUCCUUGCCUGCAGCUCCAUGCAAAGACGUGCAGAGCGAGAUCUCUCGCAGCGGCUCGACGCUUUGCAAUGUGCGAUGGAUGUGCCAGCCCUUCCUUUACUCCCGGGCGCCGACGAGCCCCUAAUGUCGGAAGAAGAUGAAGCUGAAAUGCGAGCGCUUGAAACUGCUGUUUAUGAGCUGCGAGUUGCGAGAAGACGGGGGAGCUGGCUCGAUUCAUAUGUUUCCAGUCAAUUCAAGGAGCAUGAUCAAAGUAAGUCGCCCGAUAACCUUCUCUACGUGCAGAGGCUUACAUAG